Sinocyclocheilus anshuiensis is the source of this 1886-nucleotide messenger RNA. RefSeq names its product gastrula zinc finger protein XlCGF57.1-like. Gene Ontology annotation, cellular component: nucleus. Gene Ontology annotation, molecular function: RNA polymerase II transcription regulatory region sequence-specific DNA binding; DNA-binding transcription factor activity, RNA polymerase II-specific. Bases 20 to 1549 code for a protein of 509 amino acids. NCBI's taxonomy places the organism in Eukaryota, Metazoa, Chordata, Actinopteri, Cypriniformes, Cyprinidae. Gene Ontology annotation, biological process: regulation of transcription by RNA polymerase II. The transcript has a single exon. The record is from RefSeq and is a predicted model, not a curated record.
GAGUCAAGAACUGAAUGAAAUGGAAGAGAAAGAUCAGUAUGAGAAAUGCCAUGAUUUCAUGACUGGGGAAAAAUCUUUGAGUGACUCGCAGACUCAUGAAACAGAAACUAGGAACCUUAAAGUCCAGAUGAAAGUUCACACUAAAGAGAAGCCUCAUGCUUGCCAACAGUGUGGGAAGAGUUUUGCACUAAAAGGAAGUCUUAACAUUCACAUGAGAGUUCACACUGGAGAGAGACCUUUCACCUGCCCUCAGUGUGGGAAACGUUUUGCACUAAAAGGAGAUCUUAAAAGUCACUUGAGAAUUCACACUGGAGAGAGGCCUUACUCCUGUCAACAGUGUGGGAGGAGCUUUGCACUAAAAGGAAGUCUUAACAUUCACAUGAGAGUUCACACUGGAGAGAGACCUUUCACCUGCCCUCAGUGUGGGAAAAGUUUUGCAGUAAAAGGAGAUCUUAAAAGUCACUUGAGAGUUCACACUGGAGAGAGACCUUUCACCUGCCCUCAGUGUGGGAAAAGUUUUGCAGUAAAAGGAGAUCUUAAAAGUCACUUGAGAGUUCACACUGGAGAGAGACCUUUCACCUGCCCUCAGUGUGGGAAAAGUUUUGCACUAAAAGGAAAUCUGAAUUGCCACAUGAGAGUUCACAUGAAAAAGAGUUUCACCUGCCAACAGUGUGGAAAAGGUUUCAGUGAAGAACAGAGCCUUGAAAUCCACUUAAAAAUCCAUGCUGGAGAGAAACCAUUCAAUUGCCCUCAGUGUGGAAAGAGUUUUGAACAGAAAAAAAACCUUAAUGUCCACAUGAGAACUCACACUGGAGAGAAACGUUUAGAUGUCACUGACAGAAAUCACCUUAAGAAUCAUGUACAACAUCACAUUGUAGAGAAGCCUCACACAUGCCCUCACUGUGAAAAGAGUUUCACACAAAGUACAAAGCUGGAGGAGCACAUAAGAAUUCACACUGGAGAGAAACCUUUCACCUGCCCUCAGUGUGGAAAGAGUUUUAAACAGAAAAAAAACCUUAAUGUCCACAUGAAAACUCACACUGGAGAGAAGCGUUUCGGCUGCAAACUGUGUGAGAAGAGCUUCACACGAAAAGAAACUUUUAAGGGUCACAUGGCAAUUCACAAGGGAGAGAAUCCUUUUGAUUGUGGUCAGUGUGGAAAGAGUUUCAGAUAUAAAAGAAACCUUAAGCAUCACAUGAGGAUUCACUCUGGAGAGAAAAGUUUCACUGACGGAAAUCACCUUCAGAAUCCUGUACAACAUCACAUUGUAGAGAAGCCUCACACAUGCCCUCACUGUGAAAAGAGUUUCACACAAAGAGUAAAGAUGGAAGAGCACAUAAGAAUUCACACUGGAGAGAAACCUUUCACCUGCCCUCAGUGUGGAAAGAGCUUUACAAGUAAAGGAUACCUUAGGAUUCACAUUAGAGCUCACACUGGAGAGAAGCCUUACAAGUGUCCCCAGUGUGAAAAGAGUUUCACGUAUCACACAGACCUGAAACGGCAUUUGCAAACUCACUCUGUAAAGAUAAUUCUGAUUUCCACAGUGUGACGAGAGGUUUAGAAAAAGGAGGCAAUAGGAAAUGUUUAUCUUUUAGAAAACAAUGUUACUUUCUCACACCACAGCUGAAAGUGAGCUUCAUCUGAUUUAACUUUUUGACUACUUUUUUUUCAAUCUGUAUUUUUUAUUUUAUUUUAUACUUUACCUUUUUAUUCUUCACCUGACCAUCUUCUUUGCUAUAGUUUCAAAUAUUAAGCAGACACCCUUUAAUUUAGACCAGGGGACGGCAACCAAUAGAGAAAACUGCAUACCAAUGUUCAUUUUGAGGUCCUCUGCACAAUCUGACUUUGCUGCAGACUGGAAUUGAACUGCAGGUUUGUCUGGCCAG